CUUCCACCUCUUUUGCCGUAUGAAAGACUCUUCUUUAUGUUGACUUUUAUGAAUCCAACUUUGACUAGGAAAAGGGUAGUCUAGGUAAUUAUUCCUUUCCCCUAGGGGUAGUCUCGUCAUAAUUGGAUAAUAAAUGCGUGGUUAUCCCCAGUCUCUCUGCAUCCCACUCAUUGAAUUGAAGAAGAUUUUAGGGAAGAACACAACUCACAGGGGGAGGAGAGAGAAAAGUUAGGUUAUCUUUAUUAAUCGCCGAUCAACGGUUCAGAUUUCAUCUCUUGAAUAUCCAACGGCUUAUAAAUCGUCUUCUUCCUCUGGCGGCUGUUAGAGAGAGAAAGCUUAAGGUUGUUUGGUAAGAGAAAGUUAGGUUUUUCAUUGAUCGCUGAUCAACGGUCCAGAUUUGUUUAUUCUACGCGUAUCCGACGGCUUGAAUUUGUUUGUCUUCUCCUUGUCGGCGACGGCGGCCAUUAGAGCGGGAAGGCGAGGUUUUUGUUUUCAUAUAGAGAGAAUUAUUAUUAUUUAGCGAGGAAUUUCGAGAAGAAUUUUGCCGAGGAGUUUUAAGGAAUUCGUUUGAUUGCUUCGCAGUGGAGAUUUUGUGGUUUUUGGAUGAGAUUGGAAAGAGGAAAAAAAAAUUACAGGUAUUUGAAAACCCUAAGCUUUUUGAUUGAUUUGUGCACGCUUUUUGUAAUCUGGAAAUUAUAGGUGUUAUUCGAAAUCAAAUCAAGGUUGUUCUACUUGUUCGUCAAUUGAAAAUUCAAAAUAAAAAUUCGUCGAAAUCAAAUCAAGGUUGUUCACUUGUUCGUCAAUUGAAAAUUCAAAAUAAAAAUUCGUUCGAUUUCUCAAGGCAAAAUUUCACCAGAUCCUGUUUCUGUUGGUGGAUUGAAUUAGAAAACUUGUUUCUGUUCCUGUUUUGGAGAGAUGAUGACGAAUCUACACGAAGAAGAGAAAGAUAGAAUCUUUAAGCUGCGUUUUUUCAAUGGCGGCGAAGAAGUUUCUUUAAUAAUAACUUGGAAGAGAGGUUUUAGAAUAUGUCCUCGUUUAUUCUAUGAAUUUGAGCGAGAUGCCAGCAUCAUCUUUUGAAAUCGACUUCGCAGAGGCGAAAAAUUCGAAGAUCAGAUCAGUCACUCUUUAGUAAAAAAAAUUAGGGUUUUGAACUACUCCUAUAUUGUUUAUCAGUGAUUCAUGUGAAUGGAUCUAUCAUCUAUUUGGGUCAUAUGAUUCAGCCUAUCAAGCCCUAGGUGCUUUCACCUGAAUUUGGAGAUGCUUUUUGAAUGCUUAGUCUAAUAGGUCUUUAUUCGCAGCAUAGCGAUACCGAUCCUUGAUUGUGUCUUCUUUAUGGAGCUAAUGGCCUUGAAUAUGAGAGAUAGGAGCUGAAUCUACUACUACUUUGUGCUCUUAUGUGCUGCCUUUGGGUGGGUUGGUUUGAAAAUCGUCGAUUUUUUAAUGACUGGGGUGACAAAAAUGACAUCAAAUUGGGACUGUUCUGUUUAUGCCAUGUGAUAUUUAUAUGUUUUAGUCAAUUUCUUUUGAGGGUUGAUGAUGCACAGAUUCAUGAAUUCCAUGAAUCUGUGGAAUCUGAAGUGUUUAAAGGUUUCAAAGCCUUCAAUUUGAACCUAUGGAAAUACUCCUUAUCACGCAGCCUUGAAAUCUGGUUGACACAGUUUGCCCCAAGGUAAACUUUUAUCAAGUGUUGCCUGCAUAUAUACUGGAGGAUUCGCAGUAGCCGUGUUAGUUCAGUCUUUUCCCAGUGCUCAGUUUAACUAUUUGGUUUGAGCUCUAGCCUGUGUAGUUAAAAUAUCUAGAAAAACGGCGUUUGGAAAGCGCUCAGUCAAUAGAUCGGUAGUUGAUGGGAUAGAAUCUCGUCGCGAAAGCAUGACCACAGUUGGCCUAGAACUUACAAGUUUUAUUGAUCCCAGUUUGACUUGGAAGACAGUAUCCAAAGGCAGGAACACAUCAAGGCGCUCAAGAAGGUCAGCCUCUAAGAACAUGAAAAUAGUUCAAGAACAUGAUAAAAGGAGCCCGAAACGGUUAAAUAGCUUGCAAUGUUCAGAGUCUGAGAAGUCUAAUGUAAUGCUUCAUGGACGGCGUUUUCCUAGCAAUAUGGAGCAUAUACCGAUCAAGAAGAGGAAGCUUUUCGUUAGAUCACCUUCUCCUCCCUUGCCAUCUCCAAAUUGCCAAGAAGAGUCCGAGGGGCCGGUUACCUGCUCAGAGAGUCAAGUAAUGGGAAUUAAUUUUCCUCAAGGAUCAAAAUCCAAAACUUGUGAGAGUGAUGGUAACAUUUACGAGAAAAGUGUGAAGUCCUUAUUUGGUGCGCAUGGUUCUAAGGAUGAUUUCUCAGGCAUUGCAAUACUUGCUGCUGCAGCAUGUAGUGACCGAUUAGACAACUCCACUGAUGAUGCAGGAAAUAGUCAAAGUCAAAUGGGUGGUGUUGAUAGGGAGAAAAAAGUUUCAUCUGUUUUUGUUUCUCACAUGAAAGAAAACUUUUCAAGCAUUCAUACACCUGACUUACUUGGAAAGGACAUUGAACAUGUUGAAGGAAUUUCCGUGGUCGAUUUGCCAAAGGACAGUUCUCAAGUUGUUAGCAUGAACUACGAUGCUGAUGAAGUUGGCAUGAGCCCGAUAAAGGAGUUUCAACAGGCAGAUCAAAAUGAUAAAGUCGCUUCUACAUCUGCCGUGAAAGAAAGUGUUGAAUGCCUUGGAUUACCUCGCUCGCUCGGAAGUGCUGCAUAUGUUAACAAGGAAUCUCUUUCUGGCUCGUCAAAUGAAGUUGCUGAUAAAACAUCAGAGAACUCUGGCGCAACUCGGGAUUGUCGAUUCCAUUGGGAUCUGAAUACUGUCAUGGAUGAGUGGGAUGAACCUCUUGAUGAUACGGGUGAUACAGGUGUUUCUUCUGGUACUCAAUUAGUGGAAGUUGCUCCAGUUAACAUUAUGGAUUCCCAAAAUUUGGAGGAUAUGGAAGUUUCUGAGACAAAGAGAUCCGAGAUCCAGAAUUUAGAUGAUGUAAAAGGUUUGGAGGCAGACAGAGCAGAGCCAUCCGUGAGUGGUGAUAGGGUUUUCUCGCAAGCUGAAGCCUGUGCAGAUCCUGAAAGCGUGACAUUGCCAGACAAAAAUGAAGGCUUUACCAGUGUUAGUCCUACAUUCAGCAGACUGGGACAUUGUUCAGAAGUGUCGGCUGGUUUUGUCACGAGCAUCUUAAAGGAAAAUAUCUGUCCAUCCAAUGCCAGCGUUAAUGUGGUGGAAUCCUCAGUAUGUGUAGCAGAUUCCGAAAUCCAACCGGAGGUGGUGAACGAAGAUGCCAAAAUCGACCAUUCCCUCUCUUUAGGGAUAAAUGGCACCAAAAUUUCUGCAUCUGAAGAGACUGAUAAUGGUGCAGGAUCUGAAAACCUAAAUGAAGUUGCUGAAACUUCUCGAACUGUUAAGUCCGAGGAGCAUGAAAUUAAUUUCUUGUUGGCACCACUUUCAGGGAAGUUCUCAGAAGUCGUGGAUGCUGACUGCAAACAUAUCGAGGACCCUAAAUUAAGGAAUGUUUUAGGUGAUGAGAGUGAUAAUAAGGUGGCACAUGUGACUCUCGGUAGCAGACAAUGUGAAAUUCCUGCUUUAGAUACACGAGAGUUCAGGGAGAUUUUCUGCAGGAUCGAUGAGAGUGAUAAUAGCAGACAAUGUGUAAUUCCUGCUUUAGAUGCUCAAGAGUUCAGGGAGAUUUCCUGCAGGAUGAUAUAUGAUCUGAACUGUCAGAAUUCCGAGCCACCUAAGCAGAUCUCCCUGCUUGAUAGUGAAGUUAAACAUGAGGAAAUCAUCAGCCGACCAUUAGAAUCAUCUCAGCCUUCCAGUUCUGAAAAUGUAAUGGUGGAAUCGAAAGAUUUUAGUGCCUCUCUUUGCUCAGAGAAAAUCAUGGAUGGGGUUACAAGCUCAAUGACUAUGGGUAAUCAUCAAACCUUAGAAAAAGUGAUUGACAAAGAAAUACAAGAAAACCUGUCUGUCACAGAUGCCUCUGAAAGUGACCGAUCUGAAGCUCUUGUUCCUAAAAUGUUUGAUCAUUGUGUAGCUGUUGAUGCAUGCAGCAAACCCAGCAUUAGCCCUCUUGCAGAAAAGUCUUUGGGCGGUAUUCAUGGUUCACAUGUUUCUAAGGAAGAUUCAAGUCAAUUGACUGAAAAUGCUGGAACAGUUGCUGAAUUCGAAAGAGGUUAUGAUUCCCAUUUGGAAGAUGGAGAGUUGAGAGAGUCACAACAUCACUGUUGGGAGGAGGAGGAUAACGAUGAAGGGGAAGUUGUUCUGGUUGGCGGGGAGUGUGAGAAGCAGAGUUUUCGAUCGGAUAAUUUUAGCUCUGCUGAUAAUCCGCCAAAUCUUGAUAAUAAGAGCAUCGAGGAAAGUGAAAGGGAAAGGGAAAGCUGCUCUCUUCGGUUUCAGGGUUGCGUGUCCAAUGUUGUGGAUGCCAUGGAAGAAGAAGCAGUGUGUACAACAAAGAGGGAAUCUUCAUCUUCAGCUUUAAAGGCAUGUUCUGCAGCAAAUAAUUCUGACAAGAAGGAUAAUAGCAGGUCUAGUAUUGAAGCUGAUAGUAUGGGAAAAGAGUUUGACAAUGUUCUUCUUCCACGCAAUUCCAGAGGUGCUUCUGCAAGUGGUAGGGAUUUGCAGUUUUCAGAUAGAAGAUGUACUGAUUCCAUGAGAAGAAGCAGAUCCAGCAACUUUGAUUGCAUGCAUCGUACUGAUGGGCCAGAUGAGCCCAUGACCAGGAACCAGCAGCCUACAAUGCGAAUGGGUCGGUUUAAUGGUCGUUCUUGGAACCCUGAACUGAAAAACUCUGCCUCAGAAGAUGAUGGAGAGAGAAUUCUCAGGACUCCAGGUGGUGAUACUUCACCAUUUAGAGGUCGCAGGCCCAGAAUCAUCAAUACCUCUUCACGAAGUGGCUACCAUUUCAUGAGAAGAGGAGGAUCACCAGGAGAGCAGCGAGACAGUGGUGAUUAUGGUAUGGGAAUGAUGAAAACCCGAGACAUGAGCCCGGAUAAUAAUAAUCCAAGGAGCAGGUUUGGGAGAUUCAACGGGAUUAAUAGGGGUUUCAGGGAGGGUUAUCGGGGCAGACCAGGUGUUUAUGAAGGCCCGAAGUCUGGUGGUGGUGGGCCCAUGUUGAAUCGUUUUGGCAAAAGGGAGAGAAGCUUCUCUCCGGUCGGUGGUGAUAGAUUUCAUAGAAAGUCAAGAUCUAGGUCAAGAACUCGGUCCCCCGAUUUCAGGUGUGAAGCUAGAAUGGGGAGGGGCAGGCUGCCGUAUCAGCAAACCGAACAUACGAGAGAAAGGAGAUCACCACCACCAGUGAGGGUGUUCAAUCAAAAUCAGAGAUUUGAUUCUGUUGAAAGAAUGAGAUCUGAUGAUUGCAUGAGACCCGCAAUGCGGGGCCCUAUGAGGUUCCAUGAUACUACAACAUCUGGUAGGGGUCAGGGUCAUGAUUUUGAGGAAGGUGAUGACUACAACAGGAGAAAACCACCACUCAUGCGAAACCGUCAGAGAUCUCGGUCAAGAUCCCGAAGUUGCUCCCCCGAUUUCAGGCCCGAUGGUAGGCCCGAUUCUAGGAUGGGAUCAGUGAGAGUUCCAUAUCAUCAGCCAAGGUCACCACCACCAGUGAGAGUUUUCCGUGCAGACCAAAGGUUUGAAAGUGGGCCCGGUUCCCCGCCUGUAAGAUUAAGAUCUGAUGAGUGCUUACGACCCGUGAUGCGGCCUCAAAGAUUUCACGAAUUCAACAACAACAAUAACAAUAGUAAUAAUAACGGGGAUGAUUUCAGGAGGAAACCUCGGAAUAUCUUUGAAAGAAUUCAUCCGGGAAGGCAGCAAUAUGGUGUAGAAGGAGGUGUUAGACGGUUUCAGUACGACAACGAAGAUGGCGGGCCUAGUCAGAAUUUCCGUAGGAAUGAGAGCUUUGGAAGGGGCGGCGGUGGUGGUGGUGAUAGAAGGCCGGUGGAGUUUAGGGGCGGGCCUAGAGAAGAAAGAGGUAAUGUUAGAUACAACAAUAAUAAUAAUAACAAUAGUAGUAAUUCAGAUCGAAUGUUCUAUUCUGGCCCGAAACAGUUUGGAGGAGGAAUACGGGAUUAUGCCGAAGACGGUCCACCCGGGAGAGUACGGCAAUGAUGAAGAUGGUCUUCUUCGUGAGUCCAUUUAGGUUUUUAUUUUUUAUUUUUUCUGUUGGUUUAAUUGCCAUAGUUUGUUCUUAUCUCUGGUUUUUAAAUUUCUUAGAUGCUUCAUUUUUCGUCAGUUCAUUUGUAACCGGUUUGAGGUGAUAAAUGAAAAGUUAGUAAUUGAGCUA
Messenger RNA from Spinacia oleracea (spinach), 6286 nucleotides. RefSeq lists its product as uncharacterized. NCBI's taxonomy places the organism in Eukaryota, Viridiplantae, Streptophyta, Magnoliopsida, Caryophyllales, Amaranthaceae. The record is from RefSeq and is a predicted model, not a curated record. The transcript has 6 exons. Bases 1870 to 6111 code for a protein of 1413 amino acids.